Molecule: messenger RNA, 3910 nt
Organism: Equus caballus (horse)
Lineage: Eukaryota; Metazoa; Chordata; Mammalia; Perissodactyla; Equidae
Gene: NEFH
Product: neurofilament heavy chain
Biological process (GO): axon development; intermediate filament bundle assembly
Cellular component (GO): neurofilament; axon
Molecular function (GO): structural constituent of postsynaptic intermediate filament cytoskeleton
Source: RefSeq, a predicted model, not a curated record
UCCCGGUGCUGCCGCAGUGCCACCCGCCCCGUCCUGGCCUCGGGCUCCCUCUCCGCCGGCAGCCGCACCUGCUCCGGCCAUGAUGAGCUUCAGCGGCGCGGACGCGCUGCUGGGCGCCCCGUUCGCGCCGCUACAUGGAGGCGGCAGCCUUCACUACGCGCUGGCCCGCAAGGGCGGCGCGGGCGGAGUGCGCUCCGCCGCCGGCUCUUCUAGCGGCUUCCACUCGUGGGCGCGGACAUCCGUGAGCUCCGUCUCCGCCUCACCAGGACGCUUCCGCGGCGCAGGAGCCGCCUCGAGCACCGACUCUCUAGACACUCUGAGCAACGGACCGGAGGGCUGCGUGGUGGCGGCCGCCGCAGCGCGCAGCGAGAAGGAGCAGCUGCAGGCGCUGAACGACCGCUUCGCCGGCUACAUCGACAAGGUGCGGCAGCUCGAGGCGCACAACCGCAGCCUGGAGGGCGAGGCGGCGGCGCUGCGGCAGCAGCAGGCUGGCCGCGCCGCCAUGGGCGAGCUGUACGAGCGCGAGGUGCGCGAGAUGCGCGGCGCCGUGCUGCGCCUGGGCGCGGCGCGCGGCCAGCUGCGUCUGGAGCAGGAGCACCUGCUCGAGGACAUCGCGCACGUGCGCCAGCGCCUAGACGACGAGGCCCGGCAGCGCGAAGAGGCUGAGGCGGCGGCGCGCGCACUCGCGCGCUUUGCGCAGGAGGCCGAGGCGGCGCGCGUCGAGCUGCAGAAGAAGGCGCAAGCGCUGCAGGAGGAGUGCGGCUACCUGCGGCGUCACCACCAAGAGGAGGUGGGCGAGCUGCUCGGCCAGAUCCAGGGCUCUGGCGCCGCGCAGGCGCAGGCGCAGGCCGAAGCGCGCGACGCCCUCAAGUGCGACGUGACGUCGGCGCUGCGCGAGAUCCGCGCGCAGCUCGAAGGCCACGCGGUGCAGAGCACAUUGCAGUCCGAGGAGUGGUUCCGAGUGAGGCUGGACCGACUAUCAGAGGCAGCCAAGGUGAACACAGACGCCAUGCGCACAGCACAGGAGGAGAUAACUGAGUACCGGCGCCAGCUGCAGGCCAGGACCACAGAGCUGGAGGCACUCAAAGGCACCAAGGACUCGCUGGAGAGGCAGCGCUCUGAGCUGGAGGACCGUCAUCAGGCCGACAUCGCAUCCUACCAGGAAGCCAUCCAGCAGCUGGACGCUGAGCUCAGGAACACCAAGUGGGAGAUGGCAGCCCAGCUCCGAGAGUACCAGGACCUGCUUAAUGUCAAGAUGGCCCUGGAUAUUGAGAUUGCCGCUUAUAGAAAACUCCUGGAGGGCGAAGAGUGUCGCAUUGGCUUUGGCCCGAGUCCUUUCCCCCUUCCAGAAGUACUCCCCAAAAUCCCCCCCAUAUCCACUCACAUCAAGGUCAAAAGUGAAGAGAAGAUCAAGGUAGUAGAAAAGUCAGAGAAGGAAACUGUGAUACUGGAGGAACAGACAGAGGAGAUCCAAGUGACUGAAGAAGUGACUGAAGAAGAGGAGAAAGAGGCCAAAGAGGAAGAAGAGGAAGCAAAGUCUCCCCCAGCAGGAGAGGCUGCGUCCCCAGAGAAGGAAGAGGCCAAGUCCCCAGAGAAGGCCAAGUCCCCAGUGAAGGAGGAGGCCAAGUCUCCAGCCGAGGUGAAAUCUCCAGAGAAGGCCAAGUCCCCAGCAGAAGUGAAGUCCCCUGAGAAGGCCAAGUCUCCAGUGAAGGAGGAGGCCAAGUCCCCCGAGAAGGCCAAGUCCCCUGAGAAGGCCAAGUCCCCUGAGAAGGAGAAGGCCAAGUCCCCUGAGAAGGCCAAGUCCCCUGAGAAGGAGGAGGCCAAGUCCCCUGAGAAGGCCAAGUCCCCUGAGAAGGAGGAGGCCAAGUCCCCUGAGAAGGCCAAGUCCCCCGAGAAGGCCAAGUCCCCAGUGAAGGAGGAGGCCAAGUCCCCCGAGAAGGCCAAGUCUCCAGUGAAGGAGGAGGCCAAGUCUCCCGAGAAGGCCAAGUCCCCAGUGAAGGAGGAGGCCAAGUCCCCCGAGAAGGCCAAGUCCCCUGAGAAAGCCAAGUCUCCAGUGAAGGAGGAGGCCAAGUCCCCUGAGAAGGCCAAGUCCCCUGAGAAGGAGGAGGCCAAGUCCCCCGAGAAGGCCAAGUCCCCUGAGAAAGCCAAGUCUCCAGUGAAGGAGGAGGCCAAGUCCCCUGAGAAGGCCAAGUCCCCUGAAAAGGAGAAGGCCAAGUCCCCUGAGAAGGAGGAGGCCAAGUCCCCCGAGAAGGCCAAGUCCCCUGAGAAGGCCAAGUCUCCAGUGAAGGAGGAGGCCAAGUCCCCCGAGAAGGCCAAGUCCCCUGAGAAGGCCAAGUCUCCAGUGAAGGAGGAGGCCAAGUCCCCCGAGAAGGCCAAGUCCCCUGAGAAGGCCAAGUCUCCAGUGAAGGAGGAGGCCAAGUCCCCCGAGAAAGCCAAGUCCCCCGAGAAGGCCAAGUCCCCAGUGAAGGAGGAGGCCAAGUCCCCCGAGAAGGCCAAGUCUCCGGUGAAGGAGGAGGCCAAGUCCCCCGAGAAGGCCAAGUCUCCGGUGAAGGAGGAGGCCAAGUCCCCUGAGAAGGCCAAGUCUCCAGUGAAGGAGGAGGCCAAGUCCCCUGAGAAGGCCAAGUCCCCUGAGAAGGAGGAGGCCAAGUCCCCUGAGAAGGCCAAGUCCCCCGAGAAGGCCAAGUCUCCAGUGAAGGAGGAAGCAAAGUCCCCUGAGAAGGCCAAAAGCCCUGUCAAGGAGGAGAUCAAGUCCCCAGAGAAGGUCAAAUCUCCUGUGAAGGAGGAGGCCAAGGCUCCAGAGAAGGAGGUCCCAAAGAAGGAAGAGGCCAAGUCCCCCAAGAAGGAGGAAGAGAAAGCUCCAGCCACACCAAAAACUGAGGAGAAGAAGGACAGCAAGAAAGAUGAGGUGCCCAAGAAGGAGGCUCCAAAGCCCGAGGUCCAGGAGAAGAAGGAACCUGCUGUGGAGAAGCCCAAAGAAUCCAAAGCUGAAGCCAAGAAGGAAGAGGCUGAAGAUAAAAAAGCAGUGACCCCAGAGAAGGAGGCUGCUGCCAAGGUGAAGGAAGAGGCCAAACCCAAAGAGAAGACUGAGGUGGCCAAGAAGGAGCCUGAAAAGCCAAAGAAGGAAGAGACAUCAGCAGCACCCGAGAAAAAAGACGCCAAGGAGGAGAAGGCCACAGAGGCCAAGAAGCCUGAGGAGAAGCCCAAAACGGAGGCCCAGGCCAAGACGGAAAAGGCCGAGAAAUCCUCUAGCACAGACCAGAAAGACAGCAGGCCUCCAGAAGACAAGGCCACCAAGGGGGAGAAGUGAGGCAGGGAGAAAGAAACAUCCAGAGCAGCCAAAGAAACUCAGGAGGGUCUGGGAGCUCAAGGGUCGGUAUAACAAAUUUUCAUGUUUUUUCCCUUUUCUUUAUGUAAGAAGAAACUGUACUUAGACAACAGGGCCCUCGCUCACCAAACAGGAAUUUUUGUUAGCAAUAUGUUAGCAAGAGGGCAUUCCUAAUCCCCGGCCCCACACCCAAACUCUCCCCAGGCGAUGGACAAUUAUGUUAUGAUAGCUUACGUAGCUGAAUGUGAUAUAUGCCGAAUGCCACAUGUAAACACUUGACUAUAAAAACUGCCCCCCUCCUUUCCAAAUAAGUGCAUUUAUUUCCUGUAUGUGCAACUGACAGGUGACCGCAAUAAUGAAUGAGCAGUUAGAAACACCUUAUGCUUGAGAUGUCUUAACCUAUUCCUAAAUGCCUUCUGUUUUCCAAAGGAGUGGUCGAACCCUAGCCCAGAGCUCUCUAUCCUGGAAGAGCUGGAGCAGGUGGGGCUGGGCAUGGCCACUGAAUCAUGCCAGGGCGCACUUUUCCACUGGAGUCCACUUUCAAUUGCUUCUGUGCAAUAAAACCAAGUGCUUAUAAAAUGAAAA